Messenger RNA from Saccostrea cuccullata (small rock oyster), 1613 nucleotides. RefSeq lists its product as uncharacterized. Gene Ontology annotation, cellular component: cytoplasm. The transcript has 4 exons. The record is from RefSeq and is a predicted model, not a curated record. NCBI's taxonomy places the organism in Eukaryota, Metazoa, Mollusca, Bivalvia, Ostreida, Ostreidae. Gene Ontology annotation, molecular function: protein serine/threonine phosphatase inhibitor activity. Gene Ontology annotation, biological process: regulation of phosphorylation. Bases 33 to 464 code for a protein of 143 amino acids.
UUAAUGAAUGGAGAUAGAAGUAAGUGUUAGAUAUGGCGACGUACACGGAAUAUAAUCAAGCAAGUUCCGUGGAUUCUUACAGAAAUACUCCGAAACAGAAUAUUUCUUCUGGACGACCAAACUCUUCAGAGACUCAUGUUAGUUUUAAUCAUAAAAAUAAAGAAGAGGAAAAAGACAAGCGUCAGAAAUAUUUGACAGCUAAGUAUGGACAACACCAAAUGAUGUUGAUUCGCAAAAGAUUAGCAGUGGAGGACUGGCUUUAUGAUAAGUUGAGAGAGCUCCACAACUGCCAGGAGGACAAUGAAGACCAUGACUGCAACUUAGAUCUUGAGGACGUUUUAAAUCUUGACACAGACGUAGAAAGAAGGGAAUAUGCACAGAAAGAGCUGGUCACUGCACGGGUACCCAGGGAGGAAGUAGAGAGAUUUAUAGAUGAGCUGAUAAAGAAGUCAAAAACAUUGUAAAGAACUGUACAUCUGGUCUCAGUGUGUUAGUGAGUGAAUGCAAGGCAGUGGAUUUAGUACAUGUAUCAGGGACUUCAUCAAACUUUUUUGCAACAGGGAUUUUUUAAGCUGUCCAACUUCUGACAGACACUGUACACAAUGUUUUACUUUCAGAAAGAGCCAGCUGAUGUCUGACUUUUGACAGACACUGUACACAAUUUUUACUCUAUUCAGCAUGCUUCUAGAUGUAGUGUACUGAACUUUUGAAUUUAAAAAAAGGUUUUUUAUUUAUUUUCUGAAGAAUUAAGAUAAGCCAUGUAAUGUUUGUUAGUAAUUUUUGAAGUAGAUACUAAAGCCAUCCACAAAUAAAUGAUAUCAGUAUUAAUUAAUUGUUACAUCAUUAAUAGACAGUUUAAUACUUGAAAAAUAUACAAUCAUUUAGAUGAAUUUGCUUCCCAAUGAUAUAAAUUACAUUUAAGGUGUUUGUAGAAGAUAAGGUACAGAAAUUUAUUUUUGUGACUUAAAUGGAGUUUUCAUGAAAUUUUCAAAAGGAUGCUAGGUACGUGCUACAGCUUUGAUGCUUUUUGAAUACAAGUUGUUGAGUUAAAAAAAAAAUGGGUGUUUAAAAAUUAAAAUACGUGUGGAAACAGAUAAAGGGUUCAGGCCUAUAAGUCAUGUAAUAAUUGUUUGCAUGUCUGUUGUAGUGACAGAAUAAUAAGAACAGUGCUGCAGAAUAAGGAAGAGAUUGUUUACUAGAUUGUGUGUGUCAACUAAAUUUUAGAUUUUUAUUUCCUCUAAUUAUGAUGUACAUUUUAAUUUUUUUUUUCAUUGGCAUUUAAGAUCACUUGUCAUGUAUAUAUACCUCAAAUUUCAUUUGAAAUCCCUCCAACUUUUGGACUGAUAUAAAGCUCUUUCUGUAAUUUUUUUGAACACUUAUGUUUUGUUCUAUGUUUUUAGCUAUUGUAAAAUGUAUGAAUUUUUAAGCGUACUUGUACACUUUUAUGAAUACAAUGAGUCCUUUGAUUAAUGUCCAUUUUAAUUCAUCUCCUCACAAAAAAAUUGUCCCUCCCCUUCCCCCAUACCCUUUGAUUUUAUUAUCAUUUGUAUCCGUAUGAUUUAUUAAAUAGGGCACGUUUAUAUUAUCCUGUGAACAACCCUGUGAUGGUUUAU